UUGGAAGUAUCUUCUUGUGGGCGGCGACGCCAAUAACGAAGUCGCUCAAACUCAAGCAGCUUGAACAGCAGUCAGAUGCAGACUGUAGUGCACUAUAGCGGGGACGAGUGGUGUUAAUGUUCUCAUGCCGCUCGCGUCUCUUUCACAUUAUAGGCGUGUAGAUAUCACAGACUGUAACUAAUUGUGGAUUGUAAAUGAAGAAUAUACAUCACAACAUUAGGCACCGACUUAUCACAAUGGAAAGCCAGAUGACUCGCUGUAAGGUUGUUGUGGUUGGGGAUACUCAGUGUGGAAAAACUGCGUUGUUACAUGUAUUUGCAAAGGACUGCUACCCCGAGAAUUAUGUUGCUACCGUCUUUGAAAACUACACUGCAAGUUUUGAAAUUGAAAAACAGAGGAUUGAGCUGAACAUGUGGGAUACCUCAGGUUCAGCAUAUUAUGACAACGUUCGCCCACUGGCUUAUCCGGACUCGGAUGCUGUUCUAAUCUGUUUUGAUGUCAGCCGUCCAGAGACCCUUGACAGUGUACUUAAGAAGUGGCAGAGUGAGACCCAAGAGUUCUGUCCCAAUGCCAAGGUGGUUUUGGUCGGGUGCAAACUGGACAUGAGAACAGACCUGAGCACUCUGCUGGAGCUCUCCAAACAAAGGCUAAUCCCAGUCACUCAUGAACAGGGAAGCACGUUGGCGAGACAGAUCGGGGCGGUUGCUUACAUGGAAUGCUCCUCCAAAGUUUCUGAGAACAGUGUUCGGGAUGUCUUCCAUGUAACAACGCUGGCUUCAGUCAACAAGAUGCACAAACACUUAAAGCGCAGCAACUCUAAGCGAGGACUGAAGAGGGUGUCCCAAAUGCCGGGCCGGACAGAUUUGUUGGAAAAUACAGAAAUGAGGAAGGACCGUGCCAAAAGCUGCUCUCUAAUGUGAAGGAACAGUGAGCUGUAAAUGAUCUGUAUUUAUUAUUUGUUUUUCAGCCAAACUGACAUAAAGGAAGAAAAGAAGAAAGGUUGUUGGUUGAGCCU
This is a messenger RNA of Polyodon spathula (Mississippi paddlefish), 1015 nucleotides long. RefSeq names its product Rho family GTPase 2 (gene rnd2). The record is from RefSeq and is a predicted model, not a curated record. The transcript is spliced from 5 exons. NCBI's taxonomy places the organism in Eukaryota, Metazoa, Chordata, Actinopteri, Acipenseriformes, Polyodontidae. Gene Ontology annotation, biological process: small GTPase-mediated signal transduction. Gene Ontology annotation, molecular function: GTPase activity; GTP binding. Bases 195 to 920 code for a protein of 241 amino acids.